Molecule: messenger RNA, 3266 nt
Organism: Drosophila persimilis
Lineage: Eukaryota; Metazoa; Arthropoda; Insecta; Diptera; Drosophilidae
Product: protein RUFY3
Exons: 6
Coding region: 87-2726 (879 amino acids)
Cellular component (GO): cytoplasm
Molecular function (GO): metal ion binding
Source: RefSeq, a predicted model, not a curated record
AAAAGAAGCCAUUUGAUCAGUGGUUUCCACCGCAAAGACACAUCACACAAAAGCAGGCCCUAAAUCGAAGCCUGAAUAAAAAAAAAAUGCGCGGACUCGUCGAGGAUACGAAAAGGACAAAAUUGUCCCAGAACAACAAUAAUAAUGUGGCCACCAGUGCGACCAGUGGAAGUCGUCUCAAGUCAUCCUCGACGGCAGCCAUGUCGAGUGCCAGCAGCACGUCCGCCAAGCCCUUGAGGAGUGUCGUUAAAACGCCAACGACAACGACGUCAUCGGUAGGACUGGGACUGAGCGGAGGAGCCAAGAAAACGUCACAGAGUAUGCAGCAACAGCAACAAAAACAACACGAAGUUGGCAAGUCCGCCAAGUCGUCAUCAGGGGCAGCAAGUGCCACAGCAAGGGCGGCAACAACCGCACAGCCAAUUGCAAAAACACAAAAGGGUCAGAAUCCACCCCCACAAAUGCAUCCCCAGUCGUCGUCGUCGUCGAAGGCGCCACAGAAAGAGGCACAACCACAGCAGCAACAGCCGCAGCCGCAACCGCCGGCACAGGCUGUACCACUUCAGCCGAGCAACAACAGCAGCAACAGCACGACAAUCGCCCUGCCCAAGGCCUCGCAUGCCAACCACACUAACGAGGAGCUGGCCAACGGCGUGCAGGACACCAUUUACCUGUGCAACUUUCGUGUAUCCGUGGACGGCGAGUGGCUGUGCCUGAAGGAGCUGCAGGAUAUCGAUGUGGCCGGCGGUCAGCAGGCAGGCGGAGGCGUCGGCGCCAACCAGCCACACACUGGAAACUCCAGCUCCGGCCACGGUACUGCUGGGACACAUGCCAGUGGCAGUGGCUCCCAGUUUGGGAAGCGGAACAGCAAACGCUUCUCCGGAUUGUCAGCGGCCGGAAGUGCUGCCGCGGCUCUCGAGGAUAAUGGUAUUAUGGCACUUGAAAAUCUAAUCGGUCGUCGUCUGUGCGACAUGGUCGGCUCCAAUGCACUCAAUGCCUCCCAGUCGCACUCCCAGACGCAGUCGCAGCACAAGAAUGUGGGCCUCUUCGCAGAGUGGUCGCAUCUCUCGCGCGACACCGCGGAGAUCGAGCGGAGUAACUUGGUGAACAUCUGCAAGCUGGUCGUCAAGGAGCUGCUGGAGCAGUCGCUGCGCUAUGGUCGGAUGCUGGACUCGGACCAUCUGCCGCUGCAGCACUUCUUCAUCGUGAUCGAGCACGUGCUGGGCCAUGGGCUGCGGCCAAAGAAGGGCCUGCUCGGACCCAGGAAGGAGCUGUGGGACCUGCUGCAGAGCGUCGAGCACUACUGCCCCGAGGCGCAGGACAUUACGGCCAGUGUGCGGGACCUUCCCACUGUUCGCACGCACAUCGGACGGGCACGGGCCUGGCUGCGGAUCGCCCUCAUGCAGAAGAAGCUGUCGGACUACCUCCAGGCGCUGAUCGAGCACCGCGAGGACUCGCUCUACGACUACUACGAGCCGCAUGCCCUGAUGAUGAGCGACGAGAUCGUUGUGAUAAUGGGCAUUCUGGUGGGACUGAAUGUGAUCGACUGCAAUCUGUGCGUGAAGGAGGAGGACCUGGACUCGCAGCAGGGCGUCAUCGACUUCUCCCUGUACCUGCGCUCCAGUUCACGCAGUCCCGAUGUCCCCGACGACAGUGCUCCGCCUGCGCUGCUGGAUGCCACCGGACAGGGCAACAUGAUAGCCGUGCUCGACCAGAAGAACUACAUCGAGGAGCUGAAUCGUCAUCUAAAUGCCACCGUUGGCAAUCUGCAGGCCAAGGUCGAGUCGCUGACCACCACCAAUGCUUUAAUGAAGGAGGAUCUGGCCAUUGCACGCAACAGUCUGCUGGCUCUGCAGGCCGAGAACCAGGCCAUGCGCCAGUCCAGCCAAACGCAGCAGCAGCAGCAGAAGGACUCGGACAACAGCUCUGGCAGUGGCUCCGAAAAGGAAAAGACCGAAGGGGUAAGCACGGAUCUGUCUGAGGAGCGGCGCAAGAACGGCGAGCUGGAGAAGGAGCUGAAGCUGCAGGUGUCUCUGAAGGCAGAGUCGGACAUGGCAAUGAAGCUGCUGGAGAAGGACAUACACGAGAAGCAGGACACGAUAGUCUCGCUGCGCCGCCAGCUGGACGACAUCAAGCAGAUCAACCUGGAGAUGUAUCGCAAGCUACAGGAAUGUGAAGAUGAACUCACACAGAAGGGCGAGAUGGUCUCGCGCUUGCAAACGAAAGCCUCACAAAUUGGUAACAUUUUACAAUCGCUAGAAAAGAAGUACGAGUCGAAGCUGAACGAUCAGCACGGAGCAGGAGGAGGAGGAGGAGGAGGAAGCGUAUUCGGAGGAGGAGCCAACGCCGGGGACCGUUCGCCCAGCACCAGACGCCAGCAGAAUCUGGAGAAGUUCGAGGCCCUCACCAAGAAGCACAAACACGACGCCGGGCCACCCAUGAAGCGGAUGCACCUCAAAAUGGAUGCCUUUCCGCCGUUCGAUCCCAACAAGUAUCGCAAGUCCCCAUCGAGUGCUGCAGCUGCUGUUGGAACCCAACCCCUGGAGCCCCUAGAGCCACAGGAAGCCCAAAGGAAUGACCCAAAGACGCCCACAUCCGCCAAGUCGCUCAACGAUGAGCUGGCCGAGGCGGCAGCAGAUAUAACCCAACACUUCGGCGGCGAUGGAUCACGCAGCGACUACGCAUUGUCCGGGAUUGUGGAAAACGCCGCAGCGGGCGACUCUUAGACGCGUAUUAAUUGUAGAUAAAGAAGAACAGAACCCCAUUAAUCUAUGUAUUGCGAGAUAUACUGCGCAUAGUUGUUGCCUCCUUACUACUCCCAUACUAUAUUUAUGUAUCCAAGGCCUUGGCGUGCACUCAAAGUCCAUGUCCAUGUACGGGUCCCUAGGCCCAUGAUAGUGUAUAGGAAGCCUAGACAGAGUAUGUGUAGACUUUGUUAAAGGUUUGAUUAAUAAUAUGCAACCUGAUAGCUUAAUUAUCUGCCCACUCCCCCUGAGCCCCAAAGGAACCCCUGAGAGAUGGAACAAUCAUAAAUGAUGUAUGAUGAUAUAUGAAGAACAGAACGUAUUUAUGUAUAUAUGUAAAAGAAGCUUCAGUUUCAGAUUCAGAUGAGAACUGUAUACACGUACAUAUAUACACUCAGAGAAAAUUACACCCACAAAAAUAGAGAAAUCAAAUCGUACUCGCUUUGAUUUAAACAGAAAUGUUUUAAAUACGGCUCACAUUUAAUCUAAAUAUAAAACACUUCAAAAUAUAUUUAGCCUAAA